Ambispora gerdemannii is the source of this 343-nucleotide messenger RNA. The record is from the annotation of a GenBank genome assembly. Lineage: Eukaryota; Fungi; Glomeromycota; Glomeromycetes; Archaeosporales; Ambisporaceae.
UCAUCAACAGCUGCAACAGCCUAUGGAGCAAAUCAUAUAUGGAAUUGAUGACAUUUUCACCAACCAUCAGCAACAGCAACAUCCGCCACUGCCUCAACAACAGCAACAUCCGCCACUGUCUCAACAACAGCAACAUCCGCAACAACCUCAACAACUGCAACAUCCGCAACGGCCUCAACAGCCUCAACAGCUACAACAGUCCCAGCCACAUUCUAAUACGGAGCAAAUUAUAUAUGGAAUUGAUGAUAUUUUCACCAUCCAUCAACGUCAACAACUACAACAGCCACAUUCUAAUAUGGAGCAAAUAAUAUAUGGAAUGAAUGAUAUUUUCACCAGCCAUUAA